Molecule: messenger RNA, 642 nt
Organism: Adineta ricciae
Lineage: Eukaryota; Metazoa; Rotifera; Eurotatoria; Adinetida; Adinetidae
Source: the annotation of a GenBank genome assembly
AUGACGACGACAGCAGCGGCAAGAACAAAAGAGAAUGGUUGCGAUUUUUCUUUAUUCAAAACACCACUUCGUAAUCCAUUACGAACACCAAUACGUAAUGGUAUGUUAUCCUCGGCAACAUUGAACGACUUAGCCUCUUAUUCCAAUAAUAAUCCCAAUAAACACUUGAAAUUUGUUAAUGCAACAAGUAUGAAUGAUCUACAAAUGUGUUCAGAAUCCACAACGACACCAAUUCGUUUUAAUAAGAGCAAAUUUGAUACACCUGUUUCAACUCAACGUCGUCGCGCUUUAGGUUUAGUCAAUCACAAUAGUAAUCAUAUAUCUCGCGUUGUCUCAAGUGAUGAUUUCACCCGAAUGAAUGCACUAAAGAAUGUGAAUACUAAACAAGAAGAGCCAAUCUCGAAAACGGCACCUUCUCAUCCGGAAGAUGAUCUUCCACAUGUGAAUCAUUCAAAUCAAGAUACAUUUGAUGAUCUUAUUCCAAUGGACGAACGUAUUGAACAUAUGAUUAUGAAACAAACGAAUGGUGUGAAUAUGUUUUCUUAUUAUGGUGGUUUGGAGAAUACAAUUCGCUGUCAAUCACCUGUGUGUACUCUUGUUGAUGUACCAACUUUACUCGAUAUGAUCGAUAUUCUCAAUUAG